Molecule: messenger RNA, 2087 nt
Organism: Larimichthys crocea (large yellow croaker)
Lineage: Eukaryota; Metazoa; Chordata; Actinopteri; Sciaenidae
Gene: tnfaip1
Product: tumor necrosis factor, alpha-induced protein 1 (endothelial)
Exons: 8
Coding region: 367-1347 (326 amino acids)
Biological process (GO): negative regulation of Rho protein signal transduction; proteasome-mediated ubiquitin-dependent protein catabolic process; protein ubiquitination
Cellular component (GO): Cul3-RING ubiquitin ligase complex
Molecular function (GO): ubiquitin-protein transferase activity; protein binding
Source: RefSeq, a predicted model, not a curated record
GUAGAGGGCAGCAUUGUGCUUCUUCACAACACACAGCCUCGUCCGUAAAAGAAGAAGAAGGGCUAGAGAGUUAAACUUGUUUUAACAUCUCAAAUCUUUGAUCAGCUGAUCGUGGAUUUCUGUCACGCGGCGUUAAGCAGGCACACGGUGUGUGGUUAUCUGACAUCACACACAGGUCGUUUCCUGCCCGGCCACAUUCCUUUUAAUGUGAAAGGGAGCUGAGGAAAAGAUAACAGUGGGCUCUGUGUUUUUGCCAGGAAUGAUCUGGAGCAGUGAGAGGUUGUGGCGGCCUCACCAGUAGCUGUCACCACGGCGGGGGACCUUCGGACCUCCGUCUGCAGGGUGGUCAUCUACCUCCAAAGGGACAUGUCAGGGGACGGCUGCCUGCCCCAGCAUCACAGCCAGUCCAGCUGCACCUCUCCACCCACUCCUCUGGCCUGUCCCAAGACCAAGACCUGCAGUUAUCGAGGAGCAGUGGGCCUGGGCAACAAGUAUGUUCGACUCAACGUCGGCGGGAAUCUGUUUUAUACCACGCUGCAAGUGCUGACGAGGCAGAACACGUUGCUGAAAGCCAUGUUCAGCGGGAAGAAGGAAGUGUUCACUGACAAAGAGGGUUGGAUCUUGAUUGACCGCAGUGGGAAACACUUUGGCAGCAUCCUGUGCUUCCUGCGCGACGGCACGAUCACCUUACCCAAAGGUCGCCAGGCCGUCCAGGAGCUGCUGGCUGAGGCAAAGUAUUACCUCGUCCAGGGCCUAGUGGAACUUUGUCAAAACACCCUGCAGGGCAAUCAGGAGCAACCCUUGUGUGUUAUACCUGUGGUCACAUCUACUAAAGAAGAGGAGAGGCUCAUCCAAUCUUCUGCCAAGCCUGUGGUGAAGCUGGUGUACAACCGAAGCAAUAACAAGUACUCUUACACCAGCAACUCAGACGACAACCUGCUGAAAAACAUCGAGCUGUUUGACAGGCUGUCGCUCAGCUUCAAUGGUCGCGUCCUUUUCAUCAAAGACGUGAUCGGAGACGAGAUCUGCUGCUGGUCCUUUUACGGACAGGGUCGCAAGCUGGCCGAGGUCUGCUGCACCUCCAUCGUCUACGCAACAGAGAAGAAGCAGACCAAGGUGGAGUUCCCUGAAGCUCGCAUCUACGAGGAGACUCUGAACACGUUGCUAUACGAGACGAUGCCGCUGCCUGACAACUCCCUGCUGGAGGCCACGCGCCGGAGCUACACUAACUGCGGCUCUCACAGCGAGGAAGAGGAGGGGCCCAGCGGAGCUGAGCUUCGCGAGCGUGUCCGUCGAAUCCACGUCAAGAGGUACAGCACGUACGAUGACCGGCCGCUGGGACACUGAGGCCGAAAACCACAAAGCACGGGACAGAUUUCAGAUUUCAGCUUUCACAUCAACCAUGAACAUUUGAACAUGAAAUGUGUUGAUGCUCAUACAUUUCUCUUUUGAAUUGUUAUCCUACUUUCUUUACCACUGUGUGAGAAAAUGUGGCCUUGAUGCAUCUGUCUUUUUUUACUCUAGAUAUUGGUGAUGCUGUCUGCUCUAUCCAUCAUAAUUUAUGAAUUAUUAUCAUAGGAUUCAGAGUGGCUACUUCAAAUAUCUGGAGAACUAUAGGUUUUUUUAAUGAAAUAUAGAUUAGGAGUGGAGGAAAAAAUCACUAAUAUGCACUAUUUCUUAGAAGAAAUAUUGUUCCAAUCAUAGCACUUAGACUCCAGAUCAGCAGGAGAGCAUGUUUCGUAUUUAUAGAUAAUAUUUUUCAUAUACACAUUUACAACAGCCUGUUGUUUACCAAAGAUGAACUAGUCUGGUGCCUCACAGUGGUUCUCGAACUCGGGGUGGGCAAAAGGGCAAAACGUGGAGUGAAACUAAGCUGAAUGAUUUAUGUACAGAAAAUGAUGCUGACAUUUAUUUCACUACAAUACAAUUAUCCUAUCAGUGUUGAUGACUAAUACAAGUUGUGGAUUGGUAGGGGGUGUGAAAUGUUAUCAGCUUUUGAAGAGGGCCAGAAAGUUUGAGAACCGCUGCACAUGUUUGAAUGCAGUUUACCGUGAUGCCUUUUUUUUUUUUUUUUUUUUUUUUUCCCA